Molecule: messenger RNA, 1864 nt
Organism: Cataglyphis hispanica
Lineage: Eukaryota; Metazoa; Arthropoda; Insecta; Hymenoptera; Formicidae
Gene: SpdS
Product: spermidine synthase
Exons: 10
Coding region: 887-1765 (292 amino acids)
Biological process (GO): spermidine biosynthetic process
Cellular component (GO): cytosol
Molecular function (GO): spermidine synthase activity
Source: RefSeq, a predicted model, not a curated record
ACAUGACAACCGAGUUAAUGAAGUGCUUCGAUCUUUUGACCCUGCAUUCAGUGCAAUGUGUUAUUAAAAUGCAGUCGCAAUUCAAAGUGUGUUACAUAUAAACAUAAAAUUGCUAACUAUAAUCAGAAAAGUAAAAGUAGACAAAUCAACCUUCUAAAACCUGGGUAACAGUUCGACAGAUCAACGUUAUGGCCAGAGGGUUAAGUAGGUAUAGACUAAAAUCUACCUGAACAUAUAUCACAUUGACAGCAUUUUGUCUGAGAUCUUAACUGCCAGUAUUUUGAAUUCAAAAUUCAAAGAAUCAGUGGCUCGCUCUGUUGAGACUACGCAUGUCUUGAAGUGUAAAGUCCAAGUGUAUUAUCUACUUCUACUAUCUAGUGAUCCGCGUGUGUUAGCAGGGCCCGUUCAUUCUAAACACGUUGUAUUUCUCACAUUGUGAAAAAAAAAUUUUCCAGCAAGAUUUUUGUGCAUCAGAAUGAUACACAAGGAGGGCUAUAUUUUCAGUCAGUGUGUACACAAUCAAGUGCAUUAAUUGAUACGCAGCGUGUUAGCAGACGAUAAACAGUCCAAACAGUCAAGUUAGUUAUAAAGAGAAAACAUAGAGCUACGCGCAUCUUCGUCUCAGUUUAACUCAAGCUUCCUUUGGGCGAGCUACGUUCAUCCUAGACAAUCUAUCAAUUUGCACGCUUGGAUACAGACAUAUUGCAUGCAUGUCAUGACAAAAUACGCCGCGAAUCUCUGCAAACGACGCACAAUCAAAAGGAUAUCUCUUAGACAUUUAUUACGAUAUUAGCGCAUCACUUUCAUCGAUAUUAGCACAUCAUCGAUAAACGAAAAUUUUCCACUCAGGCAUACUUUGGCAAAUAAUCCGACAAACUACUCCAAUAUGGAUAUUAUGAAAUUGGGUUGGUUCAGCGAAGUGAGCGAUCUUUGGCCCGGCAUUGCACUCUCGUUGAAGGUAGAAGAAGUUUUGCAUUCCGAGCGUUCUCGAUUUCAAGAAAUCUUGGUAGUAAAAACAAAAUCACAUGGGAGAGCUUUGAUGCUCGACGGUGCGAUACAAUGUACAGAAAAAGACGAAUUCUCCUAUCAUGAGAUGAUAUCAUACUUGCCGCUCUGCAGCCAUCCUAAGCCUAGAAACGUCUUAAUAGUCGGAGGUGGCGAUGGUGGAGCUGCUCGAGAAAUCGCGAAACAUCCGGACGUGGAGCGCAUCACGCUAGUGGACAUUGACGACAGAGUUAUCGAGGUGUGUAAACAAUAUUUGCCUCGCUUGAGUCUGGGUCUUAACAAUCCUAAAGUAACCAUUGUUGUUGGCGACGGUUUCGAAUUUUUGAGAAAUCACUGUGGAGAAUUCGAUGUCAUUAUCACUGACAGCAGCGAUCCCGUAGGUCCCGCUGAACAUCUUUUUAAGCAACCGUAUUAUGAAUUACUGAAGACAGCAUUAAAACCUGAAAAUGGAAUUAUUGCCAGCCAGGCAGGUACGGUAUGGGAAAGCAUGCAACAAGUACAGAGUACAUUCCAGCAUUGCAAAACCGUGUUUCCCGUCGCCACCUACGCAGUAACAGCUGUACCGACAUACCCCACAGGUCAAAUCGGUUUCAUCCUUGGCAGCUUAAACAGCCAAACCAAUUUUGCAGAACCAAUGAGGAUAUUCAAUGAAGAAGAACUCGAUCGAAUGGAAAUAAAAUAUUAUAAUGACAAAGUACAUCAAGCUGCUUUCAUCUUACCAAGAUUCGUGGAGAAGAGUAUCAAUUGCUCAAAGUACUGACUAAAUACUUAAAAAUAUUUUGAUAAAAAAAUUGUAAUAAAAAAUUAAAAAAAAAACUAUCACAAUAGCGCAAUAAAGUGGAAAUUUUAAACUUCAAAA